This is a messenger RNA of Rhizoctonia solani, 2400 nucleotides long. RefSeq names its product Sodium/hydrogen exchanger family. The coding region runs from base 1 to 2400 and encodes 799 amino acids. Lineage: Eukaryota; Fungi; Basidiomycota; Agaricomycetes; Cantharellales; Ceratobasidiaceae. The record is from RefSeq and is a predicted model, not a curated record. Gene Ontology annotation, cellular component: plasma membrane. Gene Ontology annotation, biological process: intracellular potassium ion homeostasis; proton export across plasma membrane; sodium ion export across plasma membrane. Gene Ontology annotation, molecular function: sodium:proton antiporter activity. The transcript is spliced from 8 exons.
AUGUCUCGACACCUCAUCUGGCCUACGCCCUCCUCGGCGGCUUUGUUGUAUUAUUUGGAAUGUUCUCUUUAUUUAUUCGUGAAAAGGCAAGUUCCGUCCUUUUUCGAUAUGUUCUCCAAGCUUAUACGCGUCCAGGCCUACAUUGGUGAAGCCGUCAUUGCAACCGUCUUUGGGAUCAUAAUAGGUCCCUACUGCGCCGGCAUUUUUGAUCCCCGCGGUUGGGCAAACUCUCACGAAGUAGUGAAUGAAAUCACGCUGGAAGUCACCCGUGUGGUAUUGGCCAUCGGCGUAUUUGCCAUCGGGGUUGAGCUCCCAAAGCAGUACAUGCUAAAACACUGGAAAUCCCUAUUUAUGCUCCUCGUCCCCGUCAUGACCUAUGGCUGGUUCAUCAGCGCGGCCCUUAUUUACGCCUUGAUCCCCAAACUCACUUUCCUCAGCUCCCUGGUUAUUGCAGCGUGCCUCACCCCAACCGAUCCUAUCUUGGCCGCCGCAGUUGUGGGUGGUAAAUACGCUGACAAACAUGUGCCAAGGCACUUGACCGAUCUCCUCAAGGCCGAAUCAGGUUGCAACGAUGGUGCUGCGUUCCCCUUUCUGUUUAUUGCUAUCUACCUUAUCAUCGAAAAGUCGGAUCGGGUAGCAGUUGGUGAAUGGUUUUAUGUCACUUGGCUGUACGAGGUUGCGCUCGGUAUUGCCUUCGGAGCCGUUCUGGGAUUCGGCUUCCGUCAUUUGAUGAGGUUUUGCGAGCGCAAAGAUCUCAUCGAUCGACAGAGUUAUGUCGCUCAAUACGUCAGCUUGGCCCUCCUUACCAUAGGGGCAACCACCCUUCUUGGGUCAGAUGAUCUUCUCGCAGCGUUCGCGUGCGGAACAGCUUUCGCUUGGGAUGGUUGGUUCAACCGUCAGACUGAGGAGAGUAUGUUCAGUAACGUCAUCGAUUUGUUGUUCAACUGUGCUUGUUUCAUUUUUAUUGGAGCCUGGAUUCCGUUUGAAGACUUUGACGCCCCAGAGCUCUCUAUCUCGCCAUGGCGCCUGAUCGUCCUUGGUCUUGCAGUAGUAGUUCUUCGUCGGCUUCCGAUCAUGCUCGCACUCUACAAAUUCAUCCCCGAUAUUCACACCCUUCGUGAAUGCGUCUUUGCGGGGCAUUUCGGGCCCAUGGGAGUUGGUGCGGUUUUUAUCAGCACUUUGGCUGCAAUCAAACUACCUGAACCUAUGGAAAUCGAACCAAACGGACUUUUGUCCAACGGAGAUACACCUCAACAAAUUGAUUACCUGGGACAUUCCAUACAGCCAGUGAUCGCCUUCAUGGUUCUUAUCAGUAUUAUGAUUCACGGCCUCAGUAUUCCGUUCUUCUCUCUUGGAAAACGUGUGCAUUCGAUCCGGCAUACCUGGUCCCGCCGUGAUACUAUUGAAGGCCGACCCGAAUGGGCUGACCAGAUCCGGCAAAUUCGGCCUGGCGACGAAAUUGUUGUCAAUAGGGAUGAUGUUGCGGAACGCGGCGAGAUGCCUGCGCUCGAUGAGAAACGAGGGAGCGCACCUACAUCCGAGCUAUCUGGCGAAGGAAGCAGCGGAACUGAGGAUAUCAGGGAACAGGAGCAUGGCACUGGUGAACACAUCACGUCUUCUGAAGGCCGUAAGGGUCGGAUUAAUGGUGCCCCACUUGGUCGAGAGGAGGAUGUAGAGACGACCGAAUGGAGGGAGGGUCCACAUCUCGUUAUUGAACGUGACCCUGGGAACGGCGAAGAGGUCCAAGUCGAAGUUGUCAAGAAUGCGUAUGCGCCCGGUGGAACUCGCUCUCGGUCUAACUCAGCCUCGCAGCCGGAUGUCGAGAAGCACACGAUCUCAGGAACACGGGAAGACGUUCAUCACCAGCUUUCUGAUCAUUUGCGUGCCAUUGAACAUGAGGCCGAGCACAUUGGAGGGAAGCUUGGUCUAACUCAUAGCAACGAAAGCAGUAAAGACAAGCAUGGUCAACCUUCCUCGGCUACAGCUGCUGGUACUAGUCCAUCUGCCUCACAACGACACCCUUCUGCCACUCCCGAGCUCCCAUCGAUUGUUCUUCCGGACGAGGAGGAAGAAGAUCGAUCACGCAGUCAUACUCGAGGACUCCGCAACCAAGUUCGAGAUCGCUUAAUAGGGCGACCACGGGCGGCUACCGAGCGAACGCAGGGACAUGCUCGAACGGCUUCAGCUCCCAACAGCUUACUCAGAGAUCCUGCAGCAAGACUCAGAGCUGAUUCGGUGCGCGACUCCAGGCGCGACGUGAGCCCUGCGAGGUCUAUCCGAUUUGCGGAUGACCGACCUGCACCAUCUGGUGGAGAGGGAACGACACCUCCGAACGGAACUACGGGCGGAGAGAGCUCGCACAGAGUCAUGUUUGAUUUACCUGCGCAAAAGUCAAAGUAG